CUUGCUACCGCUUGGGCUCAAAUUGGCGCUAGCAGCGCUAGCAUCACGUCACGUAUCUCUAUCUAGAGUCGCUAGAGUCGAGCAUCGAUAUCUGUGUGCUGGGGCUGUGACUGGGGGUUGGAUGUUCCAAACUUGUCACAACCGCAAGUUCGUGCACGUGCAAGCACAGCAUGUAUGAUGCGAUGUUGUAGUUCCUUCCCAGCGCACUCUUUCGCUGUUCCAGACGUGUUCUAGUCAUGAAUCCCAUUUUGCCGGUAACUCGGAGACUACCGAACUCCAUCCGGGACCGUGUGCUAUGUAUGUUUCUGUUUGUUAUGACUCCGGUGAUCACUUUUUUCGAGUUCGCCGUGGUCGUACCGCGUUACCACGACACUGUAUCGCCAGUUGUGUGCGUGCACGUUGUGCUUGGAAUGUUUAUCGUAAUGAAUAUUAUGGGAAACAUGUUUAAGUUGACGACGGUGAACACGUCCCUGAGGAGGGCCCGUUUGCCAGCCGUGUUGCUACCCGGCUGGAGGUACUGCCAUGUCUGUCAGGAAAACGCCCCGCCGCGCUCUCACCAUUGCAGUCUGUGUAACGAGUGCAUUCUCAAGCACGACCACCACUGCAUGUUCGUCGGACGCUGCGUGGGAUACUUCAACCAUCGCUACUUCUUAAUGGGCUUGAUCUACCUAUGGAUAGGCACCAUGUAUAGCCUCAUCUACCAGUUCGAAUACUGCAUAGACGUGAUGGGAGGUCUGCGUCCUCUGUCCCUCGUAAUGCAGCUCAUGCCGCACUUUGGCUUUUUCCUCGGCUUCCUGAACCCGCUCGCGUUCGCGUGUGCCAUGGUUAACCUCUUUCUCGUCCUGGUCGUCAUACUGUGUAGUUACCUGCUGGUGACGCAGAUCAUCGGCAUCUGUCGGAACCAGUCAGCGUACGAACAGCGGCACAGCGUUGGCCGGUACAACGUGGGACUGAGGCGCAACCUGCAGGAAGCGAUGGGGAGUGCCUGGUUCCUCACCUGGAUAUCGCCUUGGAUCAAGUCGCCUCCCACGGGGGACGGGGUACAUUUUGCGGAGAGCAUAGAAUGCUUGUAUAGGCUGGAUGCCACGAAACACUUGUGAAGAUGUUUAAUGUGUGCGUUAUGAUAUCAGAUAUGUGCUUGAAGAUUAAGUAGAUAUGUGCUACUGUGAACGAAUACUGUGUGUGUGCAGGGGACUCGUGAUCUCGAGUGAAGUGAUGGGAUGGAAUUAUCGGGUUGCAGGGAGGUGCUCAGUUCCAAAGCUGUGGCUCGAUGCUACGGGUGGGCUUGAUUGUUAGUGGGGUACGACACUUCGUGCAAAGUGCAUAUUUUGUGGGGACGUGCUUAGCUCCAAAGCCAUGGCUUAAUGAUAUGGAUGGGCUUGAUUGUUAGUGGGGCCUGGCACUUCAUGCAUAUUUUUAGAAUGCGUUCUAACUUUCCACACUUUCCACUUUCCUCCUUUUUUUUCCACACAUAAGAACCACGACGACACAGAUCUACAAUGUUUGAUGUUGCAUAUACGUAAUCGCAUAUUUUGGCAUAUUUCUUCCUGAUCGCCAUAUAAUUUGAUGGCUGCAUAUAAUUGGCUGCAUAUAAUGCCAUAUUUCAACGCCAUUUGAAUAUUUUUUUUUUUACGCUUGCCCGUUCCCUUUGCUUUGUUAACAUUAUUUCGGAAGGGGGGUCAUUGACCGCAAACCUGUGUUCCAGCAAUGCUUCUGAGUUACUGUACUGCUCAUAGGCUACUUCGUGUUACGCAGUCAAUGGAUUCGACUUUCACCACUGCAUCCAGAACAAACUUCUGAAGACAAAAUAAGUAGUCAGCAAGUUCAAGCUGUGGUAUGAAAAUACAAUACGGAACGUGCAUUUUCAUUUGUUUAAUAGUUGACCAUUUAGUUUAAUAGUUUGACCAUUUAGAGCAACAUCCCUGGCAUCCUAAUAUUUCUGCAUAUCUUAUGUAUAUUUAGAGGUUUUGUGCUGCAUAUUUUGGAGGAUUUUUGUGCAUAAAGUUCCAGGCCCUAAUUAAUCUUUCUUGCAUGAUGUGAAUCACAAUGGAAAAAAGCUUUACUGUGAUGUGUUAGGGAGCAUUGCUAAAUGCAUUGUUCGUGCUUGCAAAAAAAUAUCUUGCAUGUGGCUUGCAUUAUUGAGAUAUCUGCUAUCGGCUUCAAAUCUGUGUAUGUACCACAAUGUGCUGAAAGUACAUAGGGAUGAAAUGGGUUGUGUUUCUGGAUUUUAACGUUCUUCGAAAAUCGGGCAGAAGGUCGGAAUCUGUUUCAGGGACUGUAGAAUCUGUCAAUACAAUGUAAAAUAGUUUUGCAUCACUACCACCUUGGGAGAGGGGGGGGGGAAAACCCGAGAACUGAACUCUCGAAAGGGCAAACUCUGCCACUUCACACUUGGCACUGCACCUCACCUCCUCGUGUGUUCUUUUUAUUUUGUCACACAAAAAUCUACUCUUUAUAAUGCCAGAUUUUACCCUGUCUUACAGCUUGUAAUAUAAAACUCAAUUAUAGCACGGCUUAGAAAUGGAGUCUUGUGUUUUCAAGUCUUGUCCCCCCCCCCCGUUUGGAACCCACCAAAACCACCAUCCAUCUCUAGGCCGUGCUACACACACUGUAUGUAUUUCUCAGACAGCAUUCACAGCGAACCUCGGAAAAAUGUACGUGGUGUCCUAGUCAUGCUUUGGUUGCUUACAGGUUACAUAUUGGUUAAAACAGUUCUGAACAUACAGGGAGUCCCCAAAACACAUUGAAAAUCUACUUUUGUGGAUGACUGUACUUGAAGGGACACUGCCAGGGUUUGUCAUAGGGUGUUUAAUGCACUUAAUACAUUCUUGGAAGCAGGAUGGAUUGAUUCGUCGCAUGCAAGUCAACAUCACUUUUACUGCACAGUUACAACAAGCAGACUACAAACAUGGACAACACAAAAACAGAUUUGAUUUAAUUGAUUUAACCAGCACACAUCCUUUUCCACUGCCUGUACUGCCAAACUUUCAGGACUACACUUGGGGUGCUUUUAAAUCACCUAGGCCACCACCUUUUUUCACCAACGCUGGAUAACUUCGAACCGAGAUCAAGCGUUGCUAAAACUUGAGGUUAACGCUCAAUUCUUUUCGGCAAACGUUAAUUGAUGACUUGGUGAAUGUUUCAGUAACAACUCCCUUCAGUGAAGCACAGUUAAGCGUUAAAUUCAAGUUAAGGGACCGUUGAUCUCGGUUCAAAUGUUAAUCGGCAUUAGCAAAACCGGGCCCUAACGGCCCUCUCUGAUCACUAUCAAGUUGGUCUGAUCCAUGGUCAAAUUCAGCUCUCCAAUGUCAUGGCUUUGGUCCUCAUUGUCAAGUUCAUUAUAGUUCGACCAAAUUGCUGCAAGGGUGGAGUAUCUUCUGUUGUGAUGGGAUAUCCCGCUUCCCAUCAUCAUCUUGUGGAAGAGAGAUAACACGUCAUCAUGCAUUCUUGCCUGCAGUUGCAGUGGACACGAGGCAGGGGUCCUACAGUUGGAAACUUCAGUUUGGGUUGGAAAGAUCCAGGAAGUUGUCAUGUAGUUAGAACUGAAAGAAAUAUUGUUGCAAAGUGUGCAGCUCACUUUUGGCCUCACCAGAUGCUGUAGGCUGGUUAGCUUCAUGAAACAAGGACUUCCAUUAUUAAUCUGAUAGAUAUGUCGCAUUGGCUAGUGCCAAUUGCACAACAGAUGUGCAAUUGUGUGUGCAUUGUGUAACAGAUGCUAAAGCUGCUGUUGUCUACUUACUUUAUGGAGAGCAGAAAUAAAGGACCUACUUUCUGUGCCA
Ornithodoros turicata is the source of this 3779-nucleotide messenger RNA. Its product is annotated as probable palmitoyltransferase ZDHHC24. Gene Ontology annotation, molecular function: palmitoyltransferase activity. Lineage: Eukaryota; Metazoa; Arthropoda; Arachnida; Ixodida; Argasidae. Bases 237 to 1100 code for a protein of 287 amino acids. The transcript is spliced from 2 exons. The record is from RefSeq and is a predicted model, not a curated record.